AUGGCACGCAUACCUCCAUCAGCCGACACACUAUCCUUCCCGACCACCCCCUCGCUCCUCAACCCGCACUUCGAGUCGUAUAAGCUCGCCUCCCCACCUCGAGGCGACGACGCAGUCACGACCUUCCCGCUGCCUCGAGUAUUCAAGACGCCUGCACUUCCCGACCAUGCGCGAUUGAGCUACAACGAGGUGUCGGACCGGGCGAGGUUCAACCAUCUGCAGGCGGGCAAGGAGGGGGAGGUUCUGUUCGUAGAUGGAGAGGGAGUUGUCACGGCGGUCCAGGUGGACAAGGCGACUGCCCAGCCAAACUUCCAAACCGUCCUUCGCCUACCUCCUCCGCCCUCGACCCCGACUCUCGUCCCCGAAUACCCCGCCGCAUUACCUCUCGCCGCAGCCCUCUGGGUGGUCACAGACGGCCGAGGCUCGCUCUACCUCGUCCGCAUCGACCGGUCGAAGGCGGAGUGGACAGGCGAGAUCCAGACGUCAUUCCGACUCCGACAGGAAGAAACGCCGUUCAGGUUGCACGCCGCCGAGCAGCUGAACGAAGAGGAGGCGAUUCUAUUGCUCUCGGUCGUCGUCAAAGAGGCGGGCAAGCCGGACAGUCAGGCGCCUCCAGCACCUUCGACCUCGCUCGGCUCGACUGCGCGCCGGCCGAUCCCUUCGACGACUUCUUUUCACUACCUCUCGACACGUAUACCGCUACGACCAUCCGAGGCGUCGACACCGCUGGUGCUGAAAGUGGACUGGCGACUAAAGGGACAGGACUUGCCGUCGUACGUCUCGUUCGAUGCGGCUGCCGGAAGGUUCGUCGUCGGCUCGACGUCGCGGCUCGUGCAGGUCGAGGCCGAGGGGACGAAGGGUGCGGAGACUGAGGCUGGACAGGGCGAAGACGUUGACAUGGGAGAUGAGGAGGAGUCUAGCGGGCAGGCAGGCGGACAAGUUGCCGGCACUGCAGCGCCCAAGCCUCCACCAUUUUCGUGGAUCCAGGACAAGGAUUCGGUUACCGUCGCGUUCCCAGUUCCCUCCGACACGCCGACCUCGAGCAUCCGGGUGACCUUCUCCCGCCAGUUUGUCUCGCUUCAUGUCGCCUCUGCCGCCGCCGCCCUCGCCUCUUCGUCUCCCGUCUCCGCCGCCGCGCUCCCUCAUGUCUCGCACAAGAAGCUGUGGGAUGAUAUCCUCCCGCAUCAAAGCGUCUGGACCUUCGACCGAGAAGCGGAGGGUCGCAACUCGUCCUACGGCCUCCUUACACUCCACCUCGAGAAGGCGAAUACUGGAACACGGUGGUCCGACGUCUUUGCGUCGACCAAGGUCCCGACAGAUGACCCUUCGAGCGCCAAGAUUGUCGAACUCGACCCGCAGCAGGAGUACGAGGACGUCCCAGAGACACUCGACCCGAGCGAGUUGGCUGCUAUCACGGAAAGGAUGGAGCAGUGGGCGCAGGGGAUCAUGAAGGGCGGACUUGCGCAUAGCGAGGAAGGGCUCGGCUCGGGCAUCCCGACCAGCUUGAUGGGCGACGAGAUCGACGUCGAGGUGGACGCCGAGUCUGGACGGCCGUUCAUCGUCACGUGGAUCGAGGAGGCAGCGACGCCGGGCACGCCACGCCUUGUCUGCCCUCACCCUAGCGUUCCCUACUCGCUCCUCUCGACCGCGAUCCCGCUCGCUUCGUCUGCACCGUCCGACCCGACCGUUACGAUCAAGCACGACGUCGACGGCCUCCUCUUGGCCCCUCCCUCCUCGUCCGAUACCUAUCGCUGGACCCACCAGUCCACCUUCCCAGCACUCGCCUUCGUGCUUGCAACCAAGCGAGACACCCGCUUCGUCUACCACUACUCGACGCGCGCCUGUCUCGCUUUCGACGCGCCUGCACUCUUGCCAGGUCCACAGACGACGCGGCACAACCUCAGCGGCGGGAACCUCUUUGCUUACUUUGCACCUCCGGUCGGGCGGACACGGGAGACGAAGGGAAUGCAAAUGGUUGUGCGGGUGGGCGGUCCUGGGAGCGGAGCGCUGAUGGGCGUCGCGGCGGUCGAGCUGGACGCAGGCGAGACAGCUGUGCUCGCGCUGUGCGAGAAGGAGCUGGUCGUUCUGCGGAUUCUCUCGUAG
This is a messenger RNA of Rhodotorula toruloides NP11, 2103 nucleotides long. Its product is annotated as CS and HSP20-like domain protein. Lineage: Eukaryota; Fungi; Basidiomycota; Microbotryomycetes; Sporidiobolales; Sporidiobolaceae. The transcript has 2 exons. The record is from RefSeq and is a predicted model, not a curated record. The coding region runs from base 1 to 2103 and encodes 700 amino acids.